Messenger RNA from Brachypodium distachyon (stiff brome), 789 nucleotides. RefSeq names its product PHD finger-like domain-containing protein 5B. The record is from RefSeq and is a predicted model, not a curated record. Lineage: Eukaryota; Viridiplantae; Streptophyta; Magnoliopsida; Poales; Poaceae. Gene Ontology annotation, cellular component: precatalytic spliceosome; U2 snRNP; catalytic step 2 spliceosome. Bases 174 to 506 code for a protein of 110 amino acids. The transcript is spliced from 2 exons. Gene Ontology annotation, biological process: mRNA splicing, via spliceosome.
UUUUUCUGGCCACCUAUGCUUUGGCCCAUCCCGGCACCGAGCGGCCCAGCCCCCCUCGCUCCGUCGCUCAUCUUCCUCGCGCGAGCGCCGCCACCCCUCCCUCCCCAUCCCGCUGCCGGGCGCCGCAGACCCCUGCCUCGUCUUCCUCCACCGUAGGUUAGCAUCUGACAGCCAUGGCUAAGCAUCAUCCUGAUCUCAUCAUGUGCCGGAAGCAGCCUGGCAUUGCUAUUGGUCGCUUGUGCGAGAAAUGUGACGGCAAGUGUGUCAUCUGUGACUCGUAUGUGCGCCCAUGUACGCUUGUCCGGGUCUGCGAUGAGUGCAACUAUGGCUCAUUCCAGGGAAGGUGUGUCAUCUGUGGAGGAGUUGGCAUCUCAGAUGCCUACUACUGCAAGGAGUGUACACAGCAGGAGAAGGACCGAGACGGAUGCCCCAAGAUUGUGAAUCUAGGAAGCGCCAAGACUGAUCUCUUCUACGAGCGUAAGAAGUACGGUUUUAAGAAAAGAUGAACCAGAUGGUUUCGUCAGGGCCUUUCGUUGGCUUCAUUGUGUUCUGUGGCAUUGACACCAAGAGUAGGUUGCUGAGGCAACGGCAUUGUAUUUGUGUUACGAUUUGAUACUGGUAAUACGAGAAUGAAUCCCUGAUAUGACUUGUAAUAACUAGAGUACUCUAAUAACUAUCCCUGUUGUAUGGUCUGAAACUCUAAACUGCUUAUGCGGUAUGGACCUGAUACUAAUGACCAUGAAUGUUUGAGUUGAAAUGUGAGCCGAGAUGACCUUUUAUGUGAUGCAA